Aspergillus uvarum CBS 121591 is the source of this 1185-nucleotide messenger RNA. RefSeq lists its product as uncharacterized. The transcript has 4 exons. The record is from RefSeq and is a predicted model, not a curated record. Gene Ontology annotation, cellular component: mitochondrion; acetolactate synthase complex. Bases 1 to 1185 code for a protein of 394 amino acids. Gene Ontology annotation, biological process: L-valine biosynthetic process. Gene Ontology annotation, molecular function: acetolactate synthase activity; flavin adenine dinucleotide binding. Lineage: Eukaryota; Fungi; Ascomycota; Eurotiomycetes; Eurotiales; Aspergillaceae.
AUGCGUCUCCAAGCGGUCAUCGUGCAUGUCGAUGUUGGAACUCAAGCUCUGAGCUGUGCAGUUCACAAUGCCUCUGCCGCCUACUGUCCGGUUCUUAUUUUCGCAGGCCUUGCGCCCUUCACCAUCGAUGGCGAACUGUCCGGGUCUCGAACGGAGUAUGUGCAUUGGCUGCAGGAUGCCAAGGAGCAACGCCAGAUUGUCUCGCAAUACUGUCGGUAUACCGGGGAGAUCCGCAAGGGAAAGAAUGUCAAGCAGAUGGUAAGUCGGGCGAUGCAGUUGGCAACGAGCGACCCGCCUGGACCGGUGUGUCUGACGGCAGGGCGAGAGGUGCUGGAAGACAAGAUUGAGUCCUACACGAUUGAGCAGGCUCAUUGGAGUGCCGUUUCGCUCACCGCGCUGCCACAGAACGGGGUGGAGACGAUCGCCACCCUCCUGCAGGCCACGAUUGUGCACAUCAACAUCGACCCCCUGAAGAACAACCUCAACCUGUGGUACAUCAAUGCUUCCAAGACCUACCAUGCAGAUGCAGCCACCGCCUUCCUCCAACUGCAGUCGUACAUCGCGAGCAACGAGGGCUUUACCCCUAUCCUCGCAUCAGCCGCGUAUCUCAACCGCUGUGCAGCUACCAAGAACGCGCACCAUGAGCGGCUGGCCGCCCUCGCACUCGCAGCUGCAGACCUCAAGAACCCGCUGGCUCUAAUCAACAGCCACUAUCUCGGCCGCCGUCUGCGUGAGACGUUACCGCAGGAUACCAUCUGGUGCCUCGAGACCGUCACCAAUGCGAUGCCCAUCACCAAUCAGCUGCAGGGCGCCCCGGGACAUCUGGUCAACUGCGGCGCUGGCGGACUCGGCUGGUCGGGGGGCGUUACCUUGGGCGGUCAGCUGGCGUCCGAUUACCUGGCGGGUGGGAAUGGCAAGGGCAAGUUUGUGUGUGAGAUUGUAGGGAAUGGGACAUAUAUGUUUGGUGCUCCGGGGACAGUCUACUGGAUUGCUCGACGGUACAACCUGGCGACUCUCACCAUCGUUCUCAGUAACAACGUGAUUUUCCUUCCCGUGCCUGCCUUCUAUACCAAGCCCCGGGGGUUGGAUGAUCUUGUCGAUCAGAGUGUGAUGAGAAUGUUGGACAAUUUCGGGAUCACUCUAGAGACAUCUCCACGGUGGAAUGGGUUGCGGAGAGACCCGUGA